ACCUCCCUAGAGCCCUGCGCCCAAUCCCCAUGGCUAGCCCCGGCGGCGCCGCGCUCCAGCGGCACGCAGCCGUGGCCGUCCUUCGCGCGGCAGCCGCCGCUGGAGACCUAUCCAAGGGAAAGGCACUCCACGCCCAGAUAAUCAGAGCCGCUCAUUUCCACAUCGUCCUGCACAACAACCUCAUCUCCUUCUACGCCAAGUGCGGCCAGGUCGGGCUCGCUCGCAGAGUGUUCGACGCAAUGCCCUUCCGGAACGCCGUGUCCGGAAAUCUCCUCAUGUCCGGUUAUGCUUCAUCAGGGCACCAUAAGGAUUCGCUUGCUCUGCUCAGGGUGGUUGACUUUGGCCUGAAUGAGUAUGUUCUAUCAGCAGCGGUGGCUGCAAGCACCCAUGUCCGGAGCUAUGAUAUGGGGAGGCAGUGCCAUGGGUAUGCUGUUAAGGCUGGUCUGGCAGAACAAGCUUAUGUCUGCAACGCAGUGCUGCAUAUGUACUGUCAGUGUGCUCAUAUGGAGGAUGCAGUGAAGGUAUUCCAGAAUGUGUCUGGUUUUGAUGCAUUCGCGUUCAACUCAAUGAUAAAUGGGUUUCUUGAUCAGGGGAAAUUGGAUGGUUCGGUUAGGAUUGUGACAGCUAUGGUGGGAGAAGUUGAGAAAUGGGAUCAUGUGUCGUAUGUUGCAGUUCUUGGGCAUUGUGCUAGCAUGAAGGACUUGGUAUUUGGUGGUCAGGUGCAUGCCCAAACUUUGAAGAGGAGGCUUGAACUGAAUGUGUUUGUGGGGAGUGCACUUGUUGAUAUGUAUGGGAAAUGUGACCGUGCCCAUGAUGCUCAAUGCGCAUUCGAUGUCUUGCCAGAAAAGAAUGUUGUUUCUUGGACAGCUGUUAUGACUGCUUACACUCGAAAUGAGCUGUAUGAAGAUGCAUUGCAAUUGUUCUUGGACAUGGAAAUGGAAGAAGUUAAGCCAAACGAAUUCACUUAUGCUGUGGCUCUCCAUAGCUGUGCUGGUCUUGCAGCCUUGAGAAAUGGUAAUGCCCUUAGUGCCUGUGCUUUGAAGACUGGGCACUGGGUUCAUUUGGUUGUUUGUAAUGCCCUCAUGAACAUGUACUCAAAGAGUGGCAGCAUCGAAGAUGCAUGGAGAGUCUUCGUUUCCAUGCCAUUACGUGAUGUAGUCUCUUGGAAUUUGAUCAUCACAGGCUAUGCGCAUCAUGGCCUUGCAAGUGAAGCAAUGGAAGCAUUUCAUUGUAUGCUCUCUGCAGGAGAAGUUCCAUCUUAUGUAACUUUCAUUGGAGUGUUGUCAGCUUGUGCUCAAUUGGGUCUUGUUGAUGAAGGAUUCUACUACUUGAAUACUAUGAUGAAACAAGUUGGAGUUACACCUGGAAAGGAACAUUAUACUUGUAUGGUUGGUUUGUUAUGCAGAGCUGGACGUCUAGAUGAGGCUGAGCGGUUCAUAGUGAAUAAUUGCAUUGGCACAGAUGUUGUUGCAUGGCGAUCGCUGCUAAGUUCAUGCCAGGUAUAUAGAAAUUAUGGCUUGGGUCAUCGCGUAGCUGAACAGAUUCUUCAAUGGAAGCCCAACGAUAUUGGAACCUAUGUUUUGCUUUCUAACAUGUAUGCAAAAGCGAACCGAUGGGAUGGCGUUGUGAAGGUUCGGAAGCAGAUGAGAGAGAUGGGUGUUAGGAAGGAACCUGGUGUUAGUUGGAUUCAAGUGGGAAGUGAUGUUCAUUUUGUCACAUCGGAAGACAAGGUACAUCCACAGAUGGACCAGAUCGCCAUAAAACUUGAAGAGCUGAUCGACCAGAUAAAAGCGAUUGGAUAUGUUCCAAACUUUGCUGUGGUCCUACAUGAUAUUGAGGAUGAACAAAAAGAGGAGCACCUUAUGUAUCACAGUGAGAAAUUGGCUCUAGCCUUCGGUCUUAUUCACACACCUAAGGGAGCAACGAUCCAUAUUAUGAAAAACCUCAGGAUAUGUGAUGAUUGUCAUGUUGCUAUCAAACUCAUAUCAGUUGUCACUGGCAGAAAAAUAGUUGUAAGGGAUGCCGUUCGAUUUCAUUGUAUAGAUGGUGGGGUUUGCUCAUGUGAUGAUUAUUGGUGAUUUGUGGUACAACUGUCUUGAUAACAUGUGCCCGUUGAGUUA
This is a messenger RNA of Panicum virgatum (switchgrass), 2120 nucleotides long. Its product is annotated as pentatricopeptide repeat-containing protein At5g39680-like. The record is from RefSeq and is a predicted model, not a curated record. The coding region runs from base 30 to 2078 and encodes 682 amino acids. Gene Ontology annotation, biological process: RNA modification. The transcript has a single exon. Gene Ontology annotation, molecular function: zinc ion binding; protein binding; RNA binding. Lineage: Eukaryota; Viridiplantae; Streptophyta; Magnoliopsida; Poales; Poaceae.